AUGUCCUUCGCCGAGAAGCGGUAUGACUGGAGCGACCUCAAGGUCCUUCACCGCAAUAGGCUUCCUACGCGUGCUCACUUCUAUCCAUUCUCGACCAGAGACGAUGCACUCACUCUGAAUCGCGACAAAGCCGCAUAUCAGUCCUUGAAUGGCACAUGGAAAUUUCGCCACGAUGCCUCCCCCUUUGAGGCACCUGACUGGGAGAACGCCCAGCCUCUCACCUGGGCCAACAUCCAGGUCCCUGGCAUGUGGCAACUUCAGGGACACAGUCGGCCUCUGUACUCGAAUGUCAACUAUCCCUUCCCCGUUGACCCGCCGAACGUGCCGCUGCUGAACGAGACUGGCUCGUACUGGCGCUGUUUCACGACACCAGCCGAUUGGCGAGAUCGUCAGAUACGGCUGCGCUUCGAGGGAGUCGACAGUGCUUUCCAUGUAUGGGCAAACGGCCUUGAGGUCGGUUACAGUCAGGGAAGCCGGAACGCGGCCGAAUUCGACAUCAGUUCGCUGCUCCACGAGCCAGGGUCCCUCAACACUCUCGCCGUCCGUGUCUAUGAGCUCUGUGAUGGCUCUUACAUUGAGCGACAGGACCAGUGGACCCUGUCUGGAAUCUUUAGGGACGUCUAUCUUGUCGCUUUUGACUCACUCGCCAUAGUGGAUUUCGAGGCCUUCCCCAUUGUGCACGAGAGCCUGACCCGGGCUUCUCUCAGGGUGCGUCUGACCGUUCAAGGUGCUGAGCCUGGGACCCUGGCCAAGGCCGAGCUGCUGAGUCCCGUGGGAUCAUCUCUGUGGCAAACGACUGCAGCACCUUCCGAGGAUCUCGAGCUUGUCCUCGAGGGAGAUGACCUCCACUUGUGGUCGGCAGAGUCACCAGUGCUCUAUACCUUGCUCAUCAAGGUCGGCAGCUGCUUUGUCUCGCAUCGAGUAGGCUUCCGCCGCAUAGAAAUGAAGAGUGGAAACUUUCUCGUCAACGGGGACCCCAUCAUUCUGUAUGGCGUCAACCGCCAUGAACAUCAUCACCUUCAUGGACGUGCUGUCCCCUACGAAGCCAUGUACGCGGACCUCAUUCUGAUGAAGCAACACAAUAUCAACGCGUUGCGAUGCUCUCAUCAGCCGAAUGACCCCAGACUCUACGAAGCAUGCGACGAGUUAGGCCUUUACGUCAUGGCCGAGGCAGACCUCGAGACCCACGGAUUUGACCCAGAGUUAUCCUACGACCGCGCAAAGGCUUGGACUUCUGACAACCCCGAGUGGCAUGAUGCCUACUUGGACCGCGCUGUGCAGCUGGUGGAGAGGUUCAAGAACCACGCCUCAGUCAUCUUCUGGUCUCUGGGAAACGAGGCCUUCUACGGCAGAAACCACGCCGCCAUGUACCACUGGGUGAAGAAGCGAGACCCGACGCGGCUGGUUCAUUACGAGGGCGACCGCGAGGGCGUCACGACCGACUUUUACAGCGUCAUGUACGCCACCAUCGACGAGCUGAAGGAGCAUGUCCUUGCAAAACCAGAUCGGUGCUUGAUCCAGUGCGAGUACGGCCAUGCUAUGGGCAAUGGCCCUGGAGGUCUCACGAACUAUAUCAACGCCUAUCGAUCUGACAGGCUGCUCCAGGGAGGUUACAUCUGGGAAUGGUGUAACCACGGCCUUCUCAAGAGAGAAGGCAAGCUUUCGUACUUUGCUUAUGGUGGUGAUUAUGGGGAUACACCCAACGAUGCCGACUUUGUCAUGGAUGGGCUGACCUUUUCUGACCACUCACCCACACCCGGCUUGGUCGAGUACAAGAAGGCGAUUGAGCCGGUGACUAUCAGCCUGGAGAAUGGGAAACUUCGCAUCAAGAGCCACUAUGCCUUUGUUAGUCUAGACCACCUAUGUGCGUUCUGGCACUUGGUCGGUGAGGUGGGAAACACGGACCUACAUGAUCUUGACCUACCUCUCGUUCCCGCAGGUGGAGAAGCCCUAGUCAACCUACCUGACCACUGUGCCACCUCGGACAACUAUGAGUGGCUCUUUGUGAGUCUAAAGCUGAAAGAAGACACAGCUUGGGCUUCCAAAGGCCAUGAGGUCGCAUGGGGUCAGGUGCCAUUGCCGGACAACCACAGGGAUCGAGACCUGGUUCUCCCAACGGCGGUUUCACUCCCCUCCACUGAGCCGUCGGUUCGAGAGUAUGAUGGACGACUCGUCGUGUUCUGGCCAGGAUUUAGCCAAGUCUUCCACUUUGACCUGGUCCGGGGUAGUCUUAAGUGGGCGAAUGACAGGGGCGCCGUCAUCGACAAGGGACCUGAGCUGGGCCUCUACCGCGCCCUAACCCAAAACGAUAUUGGAUUCGGCGGUGAUGGCGUCGAAUGGGGAAGAUUCAGACUCUCAGAAACCAAGAUGCACAUGCGGAGCGCCAGUUGGCAACUGGGAGCGGAUAAGAAGAGCCUUGUCCUCCAUUGCAAAGUUCGCGUCGCCCCCCCUGUUCUGGCCUGGGCCAGCAACGCCACCAUGACUUACACUUUUGGCGAGGAAGGGGUAAGCAUACACGUCCAAGGGAGCUUCUCUGGUACGCUUCCCACUCACGUGCCUCGCAUCGGUCUGACCAUGUCGCUUCCCAAGCAUGUCGACAGAGCAACAUGGUAUGGGCGUGGUCCAGGAGAGUCGUACCGUGACAAGAAGCAUGCAGCUCGGUUCGGACGCUGGGAGUCGUCCAUAGAUGAUCUACAUACCCCUUACGAGUGGCCGCAGGAGAACGGAAACCGGAGCGAUGUGCGCUGGGUCAAGUUGCAGGCAAGCUCCGGCCGAGGACCAGCGCUAGAGGCGCGUAUGGAGUGCCCCUUUAACUUCUCGGUUCGCAAGUAUGCAACGCCGGACCUGGACCAGGCAAGGCACCCCCACGAACUGACGGAACUAGACGAGACAAUCCUAAAUCUGGACGUCGCCCAGCACGGGCUGGGGAGUGGCAGCUGCGGACCGCUGGCCUUUCAGGGUGACAGGCUGCGGCCAGAGAGCUUUGACUUUACGGUUGGGCUGAGCGCAACGAAGGAGUGA
This is a messenger RNA of Fusarium vanettenii 77-13-4, 3021 nucleotides long. RefSeq lists its product as uncharacterized. Gene Ontology annotation, biological process: lactose catabolic process. The transcript has 2 exons. The record is from RefSeq and is a predicted model, not a curated record. Lineage: Eukaryota; Fungi; Ascomycota; Sordariomycetes; Hypocreales; Nectriaceae. Gene Ontology annotation, cellular component: beta-galactosidase complex. The coding region runs from base 1 to 3021 and encodes 1006 amino acids. Gene Ontology annotation, molecular function: beta-galactosidase activity; carbohydrate binding.